Messenger RNA from Candidula unifasciata, 555 nucleotides. The record is from the annotation of a GenBank genome assembly. NCBI's taxonomy places the organism in Eukaryota, Metazoa, Mollusca, Gastropoda, Stylommatophora, Geomitridae.
AUGGCGGAAAAGUCGAAGGAUGAUCCUGUUGCGGAGACACCAGAGGAGGAGGAGGAAGAGUUUACCGUUGAGAAAGUCGUCGACUCAAGAAUGCGAGGUGGCAAAAAAGAAUAUUUACUCAAAUGGAAAGGAUAUCCCGACUCCGAAAACACGUGGGAACCAGAGGAAAACCUGGACUGUCCAGACCUAAUUUCAGCUUACGAGGACAAGAAAAAGAAAAAAGAAUCAGAAAAAAGUGAAAAGAGUUUAAAAAGAAAACCAACUACACCUUCAAACGGAGCAAAAGAUGACGUGAAAAGGAAGAAAAAAGAAGAGUCUGACAACAAGCCACGUGGAUUUGACAGAGGUUUGGCGCCAGAGAGGAUUAUUGGAGCAACCGACAGCAGCGGGGAGUUGAUGUUUCUCAUGAAGUGGAAAGACAGUGACGAGGCCGACUUAGUGCCUGCAAGACAAGCAAACGUAAAGUGUCCCCAAAUUGUCAUAGCUUUCUACGAGGAGCGGCUUACCUGGCACACACACAAUGAUAAUGACGACGAUGACAAGAAGGGGGAUUGA